Molecule: messenger RNA, 2206 nt
Organism: Daldinia caldariorum
Lineage: Eukaryota; Fungi; Ascomycota; Sordariomycetes; Xylariales; Hypoxylaceae
Exons: 4
Coding region: 738-1922 (394 amino acids)
Molecular function (GO): cobalt ion transmembrane transporter activity; cobalt ion binding; magnesium ion binding
Source: RefSeq, a predicted model, not a curated record
CAGCUAUUUAUAGGAACUGGCUACCUCAGCAAGCAAUUGUUGCACCAACAUUUAUGACCUGUAGUAUUCGCGUAACUUAAUAAGAUCGCGUGUCUUCGCGUACUAACUUAGUGGCUCUAUAUACGAGUUAGGUUUGAUGGUAAUCAAUAUCUACUGAACCUCAUUGUCAAUGAGUGAUACCUACUUGCUUGUUAACUACUUCCUGUCUGUAUGUAUCGUUAUGAAGUUUGGUAUCUAGGCGACUGUGUCCAAGCUGUAAGUGGUGGUCUGUGCACAUGGCUGCUAGGGGAUCCACGAUUCAAAGCUUCCACUUAGGUCUCGAGCUGAGUUACCUUUGCGGCGAAGCGCGCCCGUAAUGAAUUUCAUUCUGGUUACAACUAUGUACUGGAGCAAAUCAUCUCUUUAGAACGAAAUAUCAUCGUUUACGCGCGGCGGCUAUAUAUGUUGGAAACCUUUUAGUGUUCUUGAUUGGUCACCAUUCUUAAUGAGAACCUGUAGUUCACCUAUCGUGCAUAUUUUAUGCCAACCCUGGCCGAGAGGCGUUCCUCCACAGCAUAUCGUUGCUGCAACAUCGUGGCGGAAGCGGCCAAAUGUAAAAAGUCUACCUCCAUUUGAAUAAUUCAGCCUUGUCUUGAACAUUUUGUAUUUAAUCGAUACCUAAUAAAUUUUAUCAACAUUGUCUAAGUCGACUUUGAAAUCCUCAACCACUUUUUAUUUGCCUCCAUGCAUUACCUACAAUGGCCAAAGCCGGCUGCCAAAAGUGUUCUCUUAUCCCGGUCCUUCAGUGGAAACCAGCGAAUAGCAACUGGGAUCAGCGCUGGGUCCGUGGCGACGAGUUUCAUAGCAACAAUAGUUGCCAAACGAUAGACGCAGAAUCACCGAUAUGUAUAAUUCUUGCAAGCGCUAACGAGACUCGCGCAUGUCUCGCCUGUCGAAAUUCGCUCACGAGGGCGUUUUGUAUCCCAGAGAUAUGGUGGUCAGACUACUGCCGAAACUCAAAUGGCUAUCUUGGAAGUGAUAUAACUAGACAGAACGGGGUUGUCACUGGGUUCAGUACAUGGGCUUAUUUUGAGAUCAAGCAUUUAGACGCCAAAAUGCAGUAUCAGUGGCACAAGAUGAAUAUCUUCAUACGAUGGCUGGCCCCUACGAAGCAAACGAUCAUCCUAGCCUUUGAUACCCUAUCGCCUGUCAUGGAGCGUAUACCGGAGUCGCUUCGGAACCCGGAUUCUAAUUGCCUUGGCGAUCCCUUCUGGGUAUACGCCCGAUUAGCCAGCGACGUAGUAGACCUACAGGACUCUGCCGUCUGGGCUAUUCGUAACCAGGUGAGGGCAAUAGAGACGCAGAGAAUGCCCAUAGGCAAGCCGCAGCCGGACUAUAGACAUAUUCACGAUGUUGCGCGACAUGCCAUCCACGUAACCGAAUCUCUCAAUGUUGCUACCGAAUGCCUAGAAGGUAUCCUAGCGCAGCACGAUGACUUUUUGAGCCAGAAAUUCCCAUUCCAGAUGAUACACGCUGACGCGUCGGAAGCCGUCCAUCGCCAGCUGCUUUUCUGUAAACAUAUGCUCAGCAAUCUCCGCCACCGGUCCAUCUCUAACCGCGAAAGGCUGCAGAACGAGAUUCAACUGGCCUUCAACACCGUUGCCCAGUAUGACGCGGGGAUCUCCGUCCAGAUUGGGCGUGCUGCCCAGCUAGACGGUGCCGCGAUGAGGAAGGUCGCUUUCGUUACCAUGAUGUUUCUGCCGGCUACUUUCAUCUCCGCUGUCUUCAGCAUGUCAUUCUUCGACUUCGACGCAGACUCCGGCGCUUGGAACAUAUCAGGCAAAUUCUGGAUUUAUUGGGUAUUUGCGAUCCCGCUUACUGUCGCUACCAGCCUCCUGUGGCAUUUCUGGCAUAAACUGUUCCCCCUUACACCGAUGGGGUAGUUCGGUAAACGGAAUGGCGUUGUCGAGUAAUAGAAUAGAACUUAAAGAGACGGUCUUAUGAAAUCGUGUUUGCAUUGAAGGAUAUAUUCUUUGGCAUCCCUCACGUUGUAGAUGCUCUAAGUACGCUAUGUAAUAAAUAGCAAAAUUAUCGUAAGAUAUUUCCACAUGACCGAUAGAUGUAAAUGAUAUCUUUAUCAUCAUCACCAUCGUUAUCCUUAUAAGCUACCUAUCUAGUAUAUGACCUGAGUAUUUCACAUAAUAAGAUGUCUGCCUUACCUACUGAA